This is a messenger RNA of Meloidogyne enterolobii, 1344 nucleotides long. The record is from the annotation of a GenBank genome assembly. Lineage: Eukaryota; Metazoa; Nematoda; Chromadorea; Rhabditida; Meloidogynidae.
AUGUGGAAACUUUUACUUAUAAAUAUUAAUGAAAAAAAACUUUUAAUUAAAGAUGACAAUAUAACAACAAAAGUUCAAAUCUUUGCUGAAGAAGCAAGACUUAUUUUGUUGGAUAUUUAUGCUAUUCAUCAUUAUACAAAUUAUUUUCUUGUUUGGAAUCAGAAUAAAUAUAUGAAACAAAAAGAGGGGGAAAGUAAGGAAAAUAAUGAAGAUAAUGAUGAUGAGGAUAUGGAGGAGCAAAAAGAAGAAGAAAAAAAACAAAAAGAUGAAGAAAUUAAAAUUGAGAAACAAAAAAAUGAGAAGAAAGCACUCAAACAAUAUUAUGAAAAUUUAAUAGAUAAAUUGUUGUUUAAAGCAUUUACUGAUAAAAGCCCUGGAGCUAUAGAUGAAUUUAAAAGAAGAAUUUACGAAGUUUCUAAUUCUAGUUCAAACGCUGAUUCGCUCCCGCCGCCGAAUACUUAUAGACUAAACAAAAACGGUUCUUCGGAUUCAAGUUCUUUAUUAACAACAAAUAUGCCCUUUUAUGUUGAUGUAUUUUUGGGAAAAGAAUUAGAAUCGAGAGAUACUUUGAUAAAAAACAUUUUAAAUAAAAGUUUCAUUUCAAAAUUAAGUAAAAAGUUUAGUUGGAAAGGAAAAAUUGGAAAUGAGAAAAUUUUACAAAUUGAAAAAAUUGGGAGUUUUUACUCGAUAAAACAUGAAAUAGUUGAUGAAAAAAUAAAUAUAAAAUCAGUUGAAGAAUUAUUUAAAUAUAACGAUUGGCUAUUAUCUGGAGGAACAUGGCCAUCCAAAAUGACAAAUUUGGCAAUAUCAAUUGACAAAAAAUGUGAAAAUAUUGGAGAAAUUAAAGGAAGUGGAGAAAAUGCUUUGUGUGUUAUUGUUAGACUUUUUGCCUUUUGUUUGGCUAUUGAUAACCAAUUUAGAAGUAAUGAAGGGAAAUUAUUGAAAUAUUUUAGAAAUAUGGAUGUUUUGUAUGUUGAAUGGAUUAGAGAAUCGACAAAUUCAAUUUUAAAUUAUUUUAAUUUAAAAGAAACUGAAAAAGUAAUUGAAACUUUAAUUGAAGAAUAUAAUCAAUUUUUUGAAAUUGUUGAAAAGAAUCCCUAUAUAAAUCCAACUCCUGGUCUUUUAAACAAAGAAAAUCAAAAGAAAAUACAAAACAAAGAGGAAGAGAUUGAAAAUUUUGAAAAGAAUAAUUUAAAUAAAUAUUCAAAUGCCAAAUCAGAAAACGAGGCUAACGAAAAAGAAGAAAACACCAAAACAAAAGAAGGUAAUGAAGUUAACAUUUUUAAUGAGAAUGGAGAGAUUAAUUGGGGAAAUGAAGAUUUUUUGAUGAAUUUAGAUUAUUAA